UCUCAGUGAUAUCAAGUAAUCUAGACAUGAAGUUUGAAUUGAUAAUUAUUUAGAUCUUUCGUUGCUGAGAGAGAGGAAGUUUAGAAAUAUUGAGGUGUUAAUAAGUUAAAUCGUUACUCAGGGAGAACUUGCUCAGAUACAACGAGUUGCCAGUGUGUUUUAAGUGUGGUCAAGUGGUAACCAAUGAGGUUGGGAUGGCGCAGCAGACCCAGACCCCCACCAAACCCUCUACCUCCAUUCCUGAUGCCGAGAAACAGAAACUGAUACAACAACAACUGGUGCUGCUUCUCCAUGCAUACAAGUGUCAAGGGUGGGAGAGCCGGGAAAACGGUGAGACAUGGCAGUGUACACUGCCACAUUGCAUGACGAUGAGGAAUUUGCUCAACCAUAUGACGACAUGUCAUGCUGGCAAUUUCUGUUCUGUGCCUCAAUGCCCGUCUUCUCGUCAAAUAAUCUCGCAUUGGAGACACUGCAUGAGGUCUGAUUGUCCUGUCUGCAUGCCGCUCAAGAAUCGGAGUAAUCCUAAUGUGGUUUCCUAUCAAGGAGCAACAGCUCAGCCUAACCAGUCUCCCUUGGACAUGCAACGUGCAUAUGAUUUUCGUAGCAUCCUAUGUCCACCCGCCUUCCAGCUGGUAGAACCUGGACCUGCUCGAGUGAGGUCAAAGAUGCCGGUACCUACCCAGGGACCUCCAGAUAGUAUUCUAAUUUCUCAACAACUCGGUCGUCGAGAGGUAAGUAACGAGGGUGGGAUGGCGCAGCAGACCCAAACCCCCACCAAACCCUCUUCCUCCAUUCCUGAUGCCAAGACACAGAAACUGAUACAACAACAACUGGCACUGAUUCUCCAUGCAUACAAGUGUCAAGGGUGGGAGAGCCAGGCAAACGGUGAGGCAUGGCAGUGUACGCUGCCGCAUUGCAUGACGAUGAAAAAUGUGCUCAACCACAUGACGACAUGUCAGGCUGGCAAGUCCUGCUCCGUGCCUCACUGCUCAUCUUCUCGCCAAAUAAUCUCACAUUGGAAACAUUGCACGAGGUCUGAUUGUCCUGUUUGCCUGCCGCUCAAGCAAGCCGACAAGAAUCUGAGUAAUCCUAAUGUGGUUUCCAAUCAAGGAGCAACAGCUCAGCCUAACCAGUCUCCCUUGGACAUGCGACGCCCGUAUGAUGUUCUUGAGAUCCAGAGUCCACCCACCACCAGCCAGCUGGUAGAACCUGGAGCUGCUCGAGUGAGGUCAAGGAUGUCGGUACCUACCCAGGGACCCCCAGAUAGUAUUCUGAUUUCCCAACAACUCGGUGGUGUUGUGGGGUCACAAGCAUCAGUAGUGGCUCCUGACGUGUCUCUAGACUCUCCCGUACCCACCGCCGCAGCUCAGACUGCUGCCAACACGCAGAACACUCUCUUUGGCCUUACCUCCAACUCUGAUUCUCCAACAUCUAAUCUGGGACCUGUAGACAACCAAUUGGCUAAUCCUCAGUUGCCUAUGGAAUUACUUUCAGAACAGAUAACUGCAACACCGGUCCAAGGAACCAAGGAGUGGCACCAGUCUGUCAUUACAGCUAUCAGGAACCACUUGGUCCACAAACUAGUGGAGGCAAUCUUUCACUCACCAGAUCCCAAUGCCUUGCGAGAACAGGGCAUGCAUAAUUUGGUAGCUUAUGCACGUAAAAUCGAAGGAGAUAUGUACAAGAUGGCUAACUCAAAAUCGGAGUACUAUCAUUUGCUGGCCAAAAAAAUUUACAAGAUUCAAAAGGAACCUGGAUUAGCGACAACAGAGGAAAGAGUUGCUGAUGAAGAAGCAAGAGCAACUACAGCAGCGAGUCCAAACUCAACUACAACAACAACAGGCACAGCCUCAGCCUCCUCAACAACAACAACAGCAGCAGCAACAGCAGAUGAGGCCAACCACAGGCUCGAAUGUGACGGGACCUGUAACCUUAUGGAUGCUGGGCAGUCACCUGGGCACAGGAUGGAUGCAGUUCAACAGUAGUCAGCCGCAACCCACUUCGCAAGCACAACCCACCACGCCUAACUCCCAUAUGGUGGUCGGGUCUCCAGGGUCUAGCCUCACUACCCAGGCCUCGCACCCCCCACUACCGUCCCUGUCUCUUCUAUUGAAUAAUAGAAACUCAAUUGAGAAUAGCACUAAGAAGUGCUUGAAUUUUCCUGACAAUUUAUUUGAUUUAAGUAAAGCUAUGUACGAAAAUAGUUCAGUUAAUAAUUUAACUGUUUUAAAAAGAUUGUGUGAUUUUCUUACAUACUAUUUAAAAUGAAAUUAACGUGUGUUUAUUGUCAAUUAUGGUUCCUAUGUGUGCUAUUUAUAGCUUUUGAAGUUGAGGUCUUGGAAUAAACUUAGUGGAUAAAUUUAAAUAUAUUUUUAGUAAUCUAGACUCGUUUUAAACUGAAAAAGCAAUACAAAAGACUUUCAUAAAAAUAGUUUGUAAGUGAUUUUAAUUUUAACCCCAGCCAUUCUUUCUAUGGACUUGCCAAAAAAGUCCAGGGUGAUAACGUACGCUAGUGCAGAAUUGAGGAAAAAUACAUCUAUUAUUUUUUAAGAUAAUUUUAAGAUUUUUUAUUGUUGACAAAUAAAUAAUUUUAGAUGCAGUAGUUAAAACAGUACUUUUACAUUUCAUUUUUUAUGUAUAUACACAUACAAAAAUUUAAUUUAAUUUUGAGUUUGGACAUAUGUGAAGGCUAGAAAAAAGUGUUUAGCCCCUUUUUGUUGUACACAUAUUUCUUACUACACACAAAAAGCUUGUAGAACUUGCCUUGAUAAAUGCAGGAGAUAUAUGCAAUUCAUUGCUGCAUAAGCACUUCUUAACAUAUUUUCACAAAUAGAUAUCAGUAACAAUGUACAGAUAUGUAUACUUGUGUUAUUUUUCAAAGAGGUAAAAUUAUGAUAUUUACAUUUUAUAUAAACAACGUUUUUGUGUGAUCUAACAUUUGUGUUACCCAAAACAAACACCAUGGACACCUUUCUUACAUUGUACACAAACAGUUCUUGAUUUUUUUUUUAUUCCCUCCCAAAGCCACACUAAUUCUGCUGCAAACAGAACAGUUUCUUUAGCGUUUAUUUGUAAGUGUUUCUAAUCCGAAAUCUUUUUCCUGAUUUGUGAUACCGUUAUCUCCUCUAACCAUAGCAUCGCACCGAUUCUUUGUAUCCAACCACUGCUGGGGCUAACUCAUCUAUGAUUUCUGUGGUGAACUGGUACCUUGUAAGUUGCCUACCAGAGCAGUUCUCUUUGUAUAUAAUAUAAGCAUUGAAAAUCAUUGUUGCAAAGAUAUUCAAGACAGCCUUCUUCCAGUAUUUUACUGUGUGGUGCUCAUCUAGGUAACAGUAAAGCGAUUGGUCAGAUGAAUCAAGCCUUCCCAUAUACAUGUUGUAACUAUUUAUUAUUUCAGGUUUACUAAUUACAAUGUCAGUGUUUACUUUUUCAACUGACUUAGCAGUUCCCUUUGUUGAAAGUAAAAUGACAGGUUUUUUCUGGCUCUUCUUUUCAUGAUAAGCAAAGCAGCAAUAUGCUGUCACUCCUCAUGUUUUUCCUCUACCUGCAAUUGCUGCUUUAUUGGUUCUAGAAGCCCCUUCGUAUUCUUCCUAACAGUUCCAGUCAAGAAUGUACUUUUGCUUUAUAAGGUUAACAAACAAAUUAUCGACAAGAAGAUGGUAUCCCUUGUUCAAAUAACUUCCAGUGUUCAAUAAAUUGAUUACAACUUUGCUUAACGCCAUGUUCUGUCCUACCAUCUGUGUCUGAUGUUCCUUUGUAGCAAUCAAAUGCAAGGCAAUACUUGGUCACUGAGCAUCCAUAAUUUUAUACCCCACUUGUGGCGAUGCUUAUUGGGUAGGUAUUGCAACAUUUGUGUGUGAUAUUUUGUGCCAAUCAGUCUUUUGCCAAUUGAAAGUUCUCUACGGAUGGUAUGAUAGGUCUGAAAUAAUCUAUUGGCAUGUUCCAUUACAGAAAGAAAUUUUCCACAUGGGUCAUAAUUGGGUUCACUAGGUUUUGGAAGUGUGCUAUUAUCUGCAACAUGAAAAAAACUUAAGCAACAUCUCAAAACGAUUCAUGUUGAACAUAUCACAAAACCAAGGAGUGUUUUGGGAUAAAUUGGUAUUCCAGUAGCUACGAA
Molecule: messenger RNA, 4117 nt
Organism: Homalodisca vitripennis (glassy-winged sharpshooter)
Lineage: Eukaryota; Metazoa; Arthropoda; Insecta; Hemiptera; Cicadellidae
Product: CREB-binding protein-like
Exons: 13
Coding region: 195-1985 (596 amino acids)
Biological process (GO): positive regulation of transcription by RNA polymerase II
Cellular component (GO): transcription regulator complex; histone acetyltransferase complex
Molecular function (GO): chromatin DNA binding; transcription coactivator activity; histone acetyltransferase activity
Source: RefSeq, a predicted model, not a curated record